Durusdinium trenchii is the source of this 1827-nucleotide messenger RNA. The record is from the annotation of a GenBank genome assembly. Lineage: Eukaryota; Dinophyceae; Suessiales; Symbiodiniaceae.
AUGGAAGCGCAUGAUGUCUCUGAGAUAGACCCUUUGGUGAAGGCUGCGCAGUCACCUGGCGCACCCCUGGUGUCUUCGGUGAACAAGGUGCUGCAUGCCUUGCAAGAGCGCCAGUACUUGCGGCACAUGGUCAUAGAGCCACAGUUCAUCGGGAUUCAUCCUCAGAAUCGUGAUGGCCACGGAGUGGCUUGGCAUGAUUGUCACUCCCUCAUGGCAAACAUCGUUGACGUGGGCUUUGAUGCCUCGAUCACAAAUUGCAUGUGUGUGGAGACAGCUCCAGGUGAUUCAUCAGCCAUUGCUUUCAACCAAGCUUUGUCAGUGGAGAGUGGUGGGAAACUGCCGGAGGUCCACCCACAGCACCUCAAGUUUUUGAGCCUGUCCGGAAGUCAUUUGAACACAGCACUGCGCAUGAUCGGGCAGGGCACUCCAUGCUCAGUGGAAUCGGUGGCAAUCGACGGCAAGGUGAACGUCCAGAAAGUUCUUCAAAAGGACGCUGCAUACGCUGAAGCCAGCCGUGCAGGGUUGCGGUGGAAAGUUUUGUCUGCCGCAGUGCUCGCGCAGUGGCCUCAGCUGGCCUCUCUCAUCCAGUCUGCUGCCAAUACAGGCAAUCACCUGGCUCGUGAAGAGCAUGAGGCUUUCGGCGGCGGUCAAAAGCUGAUAGACCGCACGAGUGCCUUGGUGAAAACAUCGACUUCCGGGACAGAUCGAAGCCUUGGCGUUGAGUUCUAUGAAUUGUUGGGCCAAGAGCCUCGACCCAAGGAUGCAGACCCCUUUGUGCGGUUCAGGCACGCUCUCCUGGCUCUCGGGUAUUCGUGCCCGGUGCCGCGCCUCAUCACGGCAACCGACUGCCGACGGCUUUUCCAGAGGCAGUUCCAGGACGACAUUGGCAAGGCCAAUGAGCUCAUGGGCAAGGUGGAUGCAUUGGUGGAGAAAAAAGUUGAGCACCGUCAGCGUCACCGGGUGUUCCCCGAGCAGUAUCUCUUCGAGUGCCAGCUGGUGCUGCUGGCACUGCAGAAAAGGCACAGGGACAUCGAGCUGUGUGACAGCAUGGAGCACGCUGCCUUGGCUUUUUGCGAAGCUGUCCAAGAAGCAGUUGGGGUCACCCUCUCCAACGAGUGGGAUGGCUUGAAGACCCCUCCCAAGAGUUCAGCCCUGACGACAACAGCUGUGGCAGCCAAGCUGAGGGAGUUUGAUGCCUCAGGGCAACUGAAAGAUCCUUCUAUCCUUCUCCGGGAGGCGUUGGACCAUGUCGCAUUCGCCAGCUGCAACAGCUAUGACAUGAUAGUGGCUGGAACAAAAGGGAAGAUUGUAGAGAAACUCAUGGAGCUGGAGAAGCAGCACAAGGCCUCCUUGAACAAAGUCCAGGUGUACCUGAAGCCACCCAAGACCGUGGAGGCCACUAGCGAAGUGGCCGUGGGAAAGCUGGUGUUGGUACCAGCCACACCCGCCAUUCAGGCGCUUCAGGUCGACAGCCGAUCGAAGCCAAAAGGAUUGAGCCUGGGCAAAUGUGGCACAAACAGUCACAGCUUCUACUUGACCCAGGUGGUGCAGGUUCCAAAGGAUGGGAAGGGCAUCGUUGUGCCUUUCUGGUUUGUGAAGGGCACCUCCGACCCGGACAAGGCAAACGUAGAGAUCGUCAACAUCGUUGACCCAGGGGAUGAAAACAAAGGUUUGAAGCACAUACCAUUGAUGAAAAAUACUCGAGCCCUUCAACAGGGCGAUGUGCUCCUGAAAUUCGAUGAGGCCCGAAAUGAUGACACUCCUGAUGAAUUGGUCCCUUUCGCCAGCGCAGUCAAGAGACGUAAGACUGGCAAAAAGCCUGAAUAG